Aphanomyces astaci is the source of this 1503-nucleotide messenger RNA. RefSeq lists its product as hypothetical. The transcript is spliced from 6 exons. The coding region runs from base 1 to 1503 and encodes 500 amino acids. Lineage: Eukaryota; Oomycota; Saprolegniomycetes; Saprolegniales; Verrucalvaceae. Gene Ontology annotation, molecular function: nucleic acid binding; zinc ion binding. The record is from RefSeq and is a predicted model, not a curated record.
AUGUCGUCGUCGUCGCGUGUAGAGACCUUGGAGGACUCCGACCCGGAGGUGAUUGUCAUUCACGAAGAUGACAGCGAAGACGAUGAGUGCUUUGACAUGUCCAACCCGAUGGCGCAUGUGAAAAAGGACCCUUCACCGCCGCAAGCCGCAACCAAGUCUGCUGGUGCGCAGGGCAAGGUGGUGCAGCAGACGCGAAAGCAGGCCAAGGCUAUCAAGUCGAAGACAGACAACACGUCUCCAAGUCAGCCGACAGAUCCCUUGACAAAGGCCAAGCCUAGUGUCGCAACUGGUAGCGCUUCGGCUACACUCUCGCCCUCACAUUCGGCCAAGAAACCAGGCAACACCAACAAUGGCGGACCAGCGCUCCGAUCCCCAUUAUCUGAAUCCGACUUGGACGAGUCGUUCGUGUCGGUACAAAAGGUUAUUGCGUCGACUUCGUCCACCGAGUCGUCCGACGUCGACGAAACGCUUCCCGUGAACCGCACGUCGAUCACGUUGUCAAAGUGGGCGAGUCGGUUCCUCGCGCCGCGCGCGCCGGCCGCGUUGGUCGAAGACGUCGACUUGCAACCGAUGCAGGACUUCAUCUUGGACGACUUUGGCACGCGCUUCCGUGGCGACACUACCACCUCGGACCACGAACAUGACGAGCAUGCAGAGGCCUCGGACGGCGACGAGUCGUCCAGAACACUGGCCGUGGGCGCGCCCAUUGUGCAGAAAUCUCCCCCGCUAGGCCGCCCGGACAAGCCGAACGCCCCGCCGCCUGGAAACGCAUCCCGGCCGAGACCCGAGUCACGGUACUUCAAGAAGGACCUGACCACCAAAUGCUUCAACUGCGGCGAGAUCGGCCACAUGUCCAACGCGUGCGUCAACUCGACCGUGCUGCGUCCAUGCUUUAUGUGCGGCUACAGAAACCACAAAUCGAACGAGUGCCCGCACUUGCUUUGCCAUCGAUGCCACGAACCUGGACACGAACUUCGGAACUGCCCCAAUGGUCGACAGAACGUCAGCUUUUGCGCCACUUGCGGCGCAUCCGACCACAUCAGCCGAGAAUGUCCCCCUCGACUUAGCGACGUCAAGUAUGUGCGAUGCAUGGUGUGCUUUGAACGCGGCCAUCUCACCUGUGUGCCGCACUCGCGACCUGCAAACAAGCGUAUUUAUUGCCCCCAGUGCUGUGGCCCACAUCCCCACGAGGAAUGCUAUGGAGGAGGACGAGGACAUCGCGGCCGGUCGUCGUACGAAGACAGGUCGGCCAGGCCUCGAUACAACGAAGACAACGGACGACGUCGAGACAACCUGCCUGCUUUGAGCAACAAGACGUGCUACAACUGCAACAACACGGGCCACAUCGCCUCCAAUUGCCCCACGAGCAAGCCUCGCGGGGUCAAGCACCAGAGGUUUGAAAGCACCAACGAUACUACGAACUACAGCAGUAAACGACAGCGUGUGGACGACAACCACCACGACAAUCAAUCGUAUGCGAGAACGCACUUCGCGCGGCGUUGA